AUGACUCCCAAUCCAAGUAGGAUAAAUGAUGACCACAAAAGACAUAAAAUCCAUUCGUCAAUAACGGAAAUUUCUCAUGCCAUUGAUCGUUCCAUAAGCGAAGCUGUUUUCCCCAUCGCACAAACUUCCGAUGAAGAUCGCUACUUUUUAACUAAUCCAAGGCCUCCUUACCUGGAUGAUUUGAUUCAUGAAGCACAAGCUUUCAUCAAUUUACAGCAUUCUUUGAAGCGUGAAAGAAUUGUUCUUGUCACUUCUGGUGGUACUACAGUUCCAUUGGAGAAUAAUACAGUCAGGUUUAUCGAUAAUUUCUCUGCUGGAACUCGUGGGGCCUCAAGUGCUGAACAAUUUUUGGCUAAUGGUUACAGUGUGAUUUUCCUACACAGGGAAUUCUCUUUGACUCCUUACAAUAGAUCAUUUACUCAUAACGUUGAUGUAAACUUCCUCGAUUAUAUCGACUCUAAUGGAUGUAUUAAGCCUGAAUACAUGCAGAAUGUCUUAGAGAAGAAGGAACUAUAUGAAAAAUACACUAUACAGGAAAAAAAAUUGCUACUCUUACCAUUCACUACUGUUAAUCAGUACUUGUGGUCAUUAAAGAGUAUUGCAAAAUUACUAAACUCUACUGGAAGUCUAUUUUAUCUUGCUGCUGCUGUAAGUGAUUUUUUCGUUCCUUACUCUAGGUUGCCUCAGCACAAGAUUCAAUCAAGGGACUAUGGUGGUGAAACUCCAGCUCAGGAUUGUAAUUCAACCACUACUCCUGAUGGUAAAUUGAUUGUCAAUUUGGAUCCCGUUCCCAAAUUCCUCAGAAGAUUGGUCGAAGCAUGGGCCAGGCAGGCAAUGAUCGUUUCGUUCAAAUUGGAGACUGAUAAUGCUAUCUUGAUCAAGAAAGCCACUCAAGCACUAGAUCGUUACAAUCACCAAUUGGUUAUCGGUAAUCUUUUGCAAACAAGAAACAAAGAAGUGGUUUUUGUUAGUCAAGAGAAUAGGAAAGGCGAUUGGGUCAAAUUAAAUGAUUCACAUUCCGUUAUUGAAGAGAUGAUUAUCCCAGAAGUGAUAAAAUACCACAAUAAUUGGAUAAAAUCUCAGGAAAAUUAA
Messenger RNA from Torulaspora delbrueckii, 1092 nucleotides. RefSeq names its product phosphopantothenate--cysteine ligase CAB2 (gene CAB2). The transcript has a single exon. Lineage: Eukaryota; Fungi; Ascomycota; Saccharomycetes; Saccharomycetales; Saccharomycetaceae. Gene Ontology annotation, cellular component: nucleus; cytoplasm. Gene Ontology annotation, biological process: coenzyme A biosynthetic process. Gene Ontology annotation, molecular function: phosphopantothenate--cysteine ligase activity. The coding region runs from base 1 to 1092 and encodes 363 amino acids. The record is from RefSeq and is a predicted model, not a curated record.